Cricetulus griseus (Chinese hamster) is the source of this 1833-nucleotide messenger RNA. NCBI's taxonomy places the organism in Eukaryota, Metazoa, Chordata, Mammalia, Rodentia, Cricetidae. The record is from RefSeq and is a predicted model, not a curated record.
AUGGACAAACAGCUAUGCUUGGCCAAGGAACCAAUUUACUGUUACACUCCGCACAACUUCACCCGUGACCAGGCGCUGUACGCCCGUGGCUACUGCUGGACAGAGCUGCGGGAUGCGCUGCCCGGUGUGGAUGCCAGCCUGUGGCCAUCGCUGUUUGAGCACAAGUUCCUGCCCUACGCACUGCUGGCCUUUGCCGCCAUCAUGUAUGUGCCCGCACUCGGCUGGGAGUUCCUGGCCUCCACGCGCCUCACCUCUGAGCUCAACUUCCUGCUUCAGGAGAUUGACAACUGCUACCACCGAGCAGCCGAGGGCCGUGCCCCCAAGAUUGAGAAGCAGAUCCAGUCCAAGGGGCCAGGCAUCACAGAGCGUGAAAAGCGAGAGAUCAUUGAGAAUGCUGAGAAGGAGAAGAGCCCUGAGCAGAAUUUGUUUGAGAAAUACCUGGAGCGCCGGGGCCGCAGCAACUUCUUGGCCAAGCUGUACCUGGCACGGCAUGUGCUGAUCCUGCUGCUCAGUGUAGUGCCCAUCUCCUACCUCUGCACCUACUAUGCCACCCAGAAGCAAAAUGAGUUCACCUGUGCCCUGGGCGCCUCACCUGAUGGGCCAAUGGGUAGCGCUGGGCCCACGGUGCGUGUCAACUGCAAGCUGCCAUCUGUGCAGCUGCAGCGGAUCAUCGCAGGUGUGGACAUCGUGCUCCUCUGCUUUAUGAACCUCAUCAUCCUCGUCAACCUCAUCCACCUCUUCAUCUUCCGCAAGAGCAACUUCAUCUUUGACAAACUACACAAGGUGGGCAUCAAGACGCGCCGGCAGUGGCGGCGCUCACAGUUCUGCGACAUCAACAUCCUGGCCAUGUUCUGCAAUGAGAACCGUGACCACAUCAAGUCACUCAAUCGACUGGACUUCAUUACCAACGAGAGUGACCUCAUGUAUGACAAUGUAGUGCGGCAGCUGCUGGCAGCCUUGGCUCAGUCUAACCAUGACACCACGCCCACUGUGCGGGACUCGGGCAUCCAGACUGUAGACCCCAGCAUCAACCCUGCAGAACCUGAUGGCUCUGCUGAGCCACCCGUGGUCAAGCGGCCCCGUAAGAAAAUGAAGUGGAUCCCCACCAGCAACCCGCUGCCACAGCCCUUCAAGGAACAGCUGGCCAUUAUGCGUGUGGAAAACAGCAAGGCCGAGAAGCCCAAGCCUGUACGCAGGAAAACAGCCACGGACACGCUUAUUGCCCCGCUGCUGGAUGCUGGUGCCCGGGCUGCCCACCACUACAAGGGUAGUGGAGGUGAUACGGGCCCCUCCCCUGCCCCACCUGCUGCCUCCGACAAGAAGCAUACCCGUCACUUCUCCUUGGAUGUACAUCCCUACAUCCUAGGUACCAAGAAGGCCAAGACUGAAGCAGUUCCCCCUGCCCUUCCAGCCUCCCGGAGCCAAGAAGGUGGCUUCCUGUCCCAGACAGAAGAAUGUGGGCUGGGCCUGGCUGCAGCACCCACCAAAGAUGCUCCGCCCCCUGAGAAGGAAAUCCCAUACCCCACAGAGCCUGCCCUACCAGGACUUCCAUCUGGGGGCCCAUUUCACGUCUGCUCACCCCCCUCGGCUCCUGCUGCUGCCCCCCUGUCACCAGGCAGUCUGGGCAAGACUGACCCCCUCACCAUCCUGAGCCGAAAUGCCACUCACCCCCUGCUCCACAUCAGCACACUGUACGAGGCCCGGGAAGAGGAGGAAGGAGGGCCCUGUGCACCCUCAGACAUGGGUGACCUCCUCACUAUUCCCCCACCCCAGCAGAUCCUCAUCGCCACCUUUGAGGAGCCAAGAACUGUUGUGAGUACUGUGGAGUUUUGA